This is a messenger RNA of Meloidogyne enterolobii, 406 nucleotides long. The record is from the annotation of a GenBank genome assembly. NCBI's taxonomy places the organism in Eukaryota, Metazoa, Nematoda, Chromadorea, Rhabditida, Meloidogynidae.
UUUAUGGCUUUUACUAUUAUUUGGAUGUAUUUUAUUUGCCUCUACAAUGGUUGAACUUUUAGCAAUGCAAUCAACAAUUUUGGGGGAACAACAACAAAUAAAUAAAAAGGGGGGAGAAAAUUUGUUAACAGAAGAAUUAGCUUUGGAUGUAUUUGGGGAAGAAGAAGAAGGGGAAUCAGCAGCUAAUGGAUUAUCUACACAAAUUUCUGAACGAGAACAAAGAGAAAUUGGAGGGGAACCUGGAGGUGGACAAACACUUAAAAAAGUAAUUAUUUUUGUGACUAGAAAGCCUUUGAAUUUUUUCUUAUCUCCCGUAUUUUUCGCUCAAUUCCUCUGGGGAAUUAAUAUUUCAACCCAUACAUGGGAUGGGGGAUUAUUCGAGUUUUGGCAUUUGAACGUGCAGUAG